This is a messenger RNA of Bombus terrestris (buff-tailed bumblebee), 4701 nucleotides long. RefSeq lists its product as uncharacterized. The transcript is spliced from 14 exons. Gene Ontology annotation, cellular component: membrane. Lineage: Eukaryota; Metazoa; Arthropoda; Insecta; Hymenoptera; Apidae. Bases 1208 to 3067 code for a protein of 619 amino acids. The record is from RefSeq and is a predicted model, not a curated record. Gene Ontology annotation, molecular function: glutamate-gated receptor activity.
AGUAAAAUCUUAUCAAAUUUUUCGACUUUUAUGGAUAAUAAUAUAUUCUAUUAUUGGAUUGGCAACUAAGCAAUUGCGGAUUUUGUCAUUAGUUCAUUCAAUCGCUUAGUUGCUGACCCAAUAGUUAGAAGUAAGUCACAUCAUAGUAAAAAUAUCAUGGUAAAAAUAAACUUGCUAUUGUAUGAAGAUUCAUCAUUCUUGCUAUGAAUCUUCAACUAUUAAUAUAUUCAUAGUAUACAAAGAAGACAAAAUUUUAUUAUUAAUUUAAAUUUCAGUUUUAUCGAAAACAAAUACAUACAUAUCUCGUGUAAUCUAAUACGUUUAAUCUAAUAUGUUUAAUUAGUUGACGGUUUGUUGGAAUACAUUUAAACAACGUAUAACAAUUCAGAAUUUACUUUCACCUUUAAAAGCAUCAUUCUAUUUUAUAUAUAUUUCAUGAACAGUGCACAAGAUAUGAAAAACAAAGAAAUGCCACGACAGAGGAUAAUAAAGAAAAAGCUUCGAGGAACGAUAACAAAGAAUAUUCCUCAUAACUGAUAUUUAAUGUUAUUUUGUUAGAUUAUCUUCUCAUACACGAGGCAUCGAUGAAUACUUAAAACAUCGUCAAUUAGACAUCAACGAAGCUAUAAGCUUUGAAACUCAUUUAUAAUUAUAUGUUUUGUGUCAAGCAUGAGUCGUAAUUCUGUUUGCACACUUUUUUAUCGUCGUUCUUAUCUGCCAUCAAACCGCACCCUUAAUUUACGUUUGUGUACAAUAGACCACUCAAAUUGCACGUAUCGUCGUGUUCAGAAGCUUGUAUAUAUAUUUACGUCACCCUCUACGUCGAAUCGUACUCCCAGCAACCUGAGAGGAGGUUACACUCAGGCUGGCCCUACGUUGACAGAGAACUUGGCGAAAAAGGGAGACGACGCUGGACUACACGGAAAACACACGAUUUGGAGAUUAAACAAACGGUUUCCUUGCCUCCUGAAAAGAUUUGUGCUUAACUCUUAACGCUACGACUUUUAAUUGUGAAUAUCGACCGGCAACUCCAACUUAUUCUCGUCAUACUUCGAUUUGCAAGUUUUUAAGUGUCAAAUUUUAAAGAGUAGAGCGCCGCACAUCGGUGGUGCUAGAGAGGCACAUUUGUAGAGUUAAAGGUUAAGUUGCGCGCGAAAUAAAUUAAAUGGCGGGAAUGCUUGCGUAUAAAUAAUCGUACGAGUUCAUUAUGAAGGUGUAUUCGUUGAUUUACACAUUUGUAGCGUCUAUUUUUAUAGCGAUGGCUGAUAAAAGAAAUAUCUUUUUAUCGAAGGGAAAAUCGUGGAUUGCAGAUGAAUAUUUUACGAAACUUAUCAAGUUGUCGUUUACUUCUUCUGGAUGCUGCAACGUUUUCUUAAGCGAUACGACUGAAGAUUCGGAAACGUUGUUCAAUCAAUUCAGAAGCAUCUAUCCAUCCAAUUACCUCUUGAAAUCGGACACGCACGACUGCCACGAAUUCUUUUUGUUGGGAUCAAGUGAAGAAGGAAUCAUGGAGUCUAUAAAAAAAAUACCGUUACUACAGUGGAAUACAGAGAUUCUGAUUAUAGUGAAUAACGAUAUUUCCAAUGAUUCUUGUCUAUUGAAUAAUUCUGUGUACGGAAUUGCAAAUAUAAAUAUUGUCUCUAUGUCGGGAAUGUGGAUAUUAUCAAAAGACUACAUAAAACCGCGAGUCUUUACUAAAGUUGACAGAUACAAGGAAAUUCAGAUAAACGACAAGGUAAACUUUCAUGGUAGAGAAUUACAAGUCUGCAGCGAUUAUAUUCCUCCUAUGACGUACUUGAAUCAUACAAUUCAGAAAACGAUUAAUGGUAUACAAGCAGAAGUAUACACAAUGGAUAGUGAUUUGGAUUGGGACGGUAUCGAAAUGCGGUUGUUUCUAAUAAUGGCGGAAAAAUUAAAUUUCACGUGGACUUUGAGGAAACCAGAGGGAAACUACACAUAUGGCAAACGAAUCAACGACACAUAUUGGAUGGGCGGUAUAAUACAAAUGAUACGUGAUCAGAAAGUAGAUUUAGCGUUCGCCAGUAUUUGGCUAAUAUUGGAUCAAGAAAGAUUCGUGCAGUUAUCCGAACCUUGGUACCAACUACAUAUACAUUUUUUGGUACCUCGUCCUCGUCGAACCACAGACUUUUUGGCUCUCAAAAGACCAUUCUCAGAAGAAGUUUGGUUCUUACUCUUAUCUGUACUGUUACUACACAGCUUCUAUGCAUAUGUUCGGACUUGGAUUGAUCCUAAAUUUCCGAAACGAUAUCGUAAUUUUCUAAUUAUCCUAACCGAUCUGAUUGGCUGUUUACUAAGCAUGUCGGUACCGAAGAGUGUCGGGACCACGAUGAACAAACUACAGAUUCUUUUCUGGCAGACUGCGGGCUGGUUAAUAAUUGCAGCUUAUUGCAGUAGCCUUGCGGCUAGACUUGCGAGUUCAGACUACGAGGACAGGAUCGAUACCAUCGAACAAUUUGUUCAAGCAAAUUUGCAAUGGGGAAAAAUGGGUCAACCACCUCCAUUCGCCGAUUUCUUCGACCUCACGAAUCCACAUGCAGCGCAACUACCGAAUAGAUAUCGUCAAAUACAAAAUAGUACACAGUUAAAGCAAUUCAUUACGCAAGGUAAUUACGCUAUUCCAGGAAAAAUACUAGACACUUACUUUUUUCCAACCGACUAUAUAUCAAACGAAGACUUAAAGAAUUAUAGAUUGAUGAGAGAACCUGUGGGACACUUUUAUGCUGCUUUUGCCGUUCAACCAUGGCUUCUGAAACCCAUAAACAGGAUCAUUCUCUGGUUAAAGGAAACCGGCAUCGUUAUUUGGCAUUUGCGCGAUGUUAUUCGCAGACGAGAUAAUUAUAAUCUACGCGAAGUAUUCGUGGAGCACGAUAGAUACGACGGACACGUUCAAGUUCUCGGAUUGAUGCCGCUAGGCGCUGGAUUUUUCUUCUUACUCGUUGGCAUGUCGAUUGCAACGUUUGUAUUUUACUUGGAGUUGAAACGCACUGCUAAAACUGCCUCUGUUCACGAUUGUCUUCGCCAUAUGGAUAAAAUACACGAUGCAUAAAUAACAUAAUCGUAAACAUGCAAUAAUUUUAUAUAAUUGCUAUAUCAUUGUACAAAUAAAGCAAUCUCGUCGUCAAAUUGUUGACAAUUCUAAUCUUCAUAAAAAUGUGAAAUAUCUCAUCACUAACAAUUUGAGGACGAGAUUUUAUUAUCAUUUCUCGACAAAAUAUACAUUAUUAGAAUUUGCACGUUUAAGAAUUUGGAAUAAAGGUCAUUAAUAAUUUAAAAAAUAAAUUGUAAUUUAAAUUCCGAAAUAUUACGCAACAUCAACCGCUAAAUGUCACUCAUGGGGCACUGCGCAUCGUAUACAUAUGUAGUAUGCCAGUACAACCAGCGUAGAAAUAUAGUGUGAUCGUGUAGUAACAUAGUCGUGAUUUGAAUACAUCUUCUUACUGAUGAUCCAUGAUUACAAUAAAACAAAAUGAAUCACACAUAAUUCAAUAAAAUAAUAUAAAACAAAAAAAGGUUUUGCAUCUAUUAUUUCUUUAUAAAACGAAAUUUAAUAAAUAAAACGAAAGAAACUUUUGAAAUAACCUAAUAUUUGAACACUUCUUCUAUGAAUAUAUGUAUAUAUCAUAAAGUAAAUAUCCUUAAAUUACAUCAGCACGGUAGUAGAAACGAAUCUGAGUAUGUAUAAAGAAAUUACGAGGUAUUAGUAUAUAAGUUACAACAUUUAGCGAGAUCAUUAUUGACAUUUUUUCAUCGCAGCUUGCAUCUUCGCAGUCUAAAGGUUAAUUUAGAAAACGCGAGAUUUCCUCUAACAUUCGUAAUAGUAUAUUUUUUCUAUUUGGAGGAUCGUCACCGCUUGAACGUCACGCAGCGAAUUUCAGUGACUUAUCUAAUAAAUAUCUCUAAGAAUCCUUCACAACGCAUAGGAGGACAAUAAAUGACGCUUCGUGCUGAUUGGUCAUUUUCUUGCGUUAAGUGAAAACCAAUCAGCGUCCGUAUUUCGGAAUCUCCGUUGCGGACCUUAUUAGAGCUCGACAUGACAUCUGCAGUUUCAUUUGUGUCGUUCAACCGCGAACAUCAACUAGGAAGUUAUUAGAUACUCGAGAGAGAGAGAGAAAGUCUCUUUAUUAGAAACAAUUGGUAUAAUCUUGUUCGUGAUUUCGAAUCAAUAAUAUCUUCUCCGCCAGACAUGCCCACUGGAAGUGGAGCAUUUGAAAAGAUAGCAGUCCCACCUGCAUAUCCUGACUUAUCAACAUUUCAAAGCAUUCGUGGAGACAAAAUCGUUCCAUUAGUCGCAACGAUCAGUUGACCGCCUUCCCAACCAUACUCGACUCGUCAACGUCUCCAAUUAUUCGUAUCAUUACGUGGAGUGAAGUAUCGUUCAUCAGUGAACAGUCACACGGGGAUUUUUCAAUUGUAAGCAGCAUCGAUAUGUGUUCGCGGACGAGUAUGAUAUCGUUAAUCAUUCGUAACGUUCAAUCGUAUAUCACGUCGCAUCUGUUUCGUAACGUAUAAUCAUCUGCAAUCUAAAAUAUGCUGAUAUCGUCUUGUUGAAAUGAUCUGGAACACCUUGUAUAUUGUAGAUUUUAAUAAAAUAGGACCUGUGACGAAGCGUUAAGAUGCAGUGAAAACGGUGCCGUGUUGAACCCUGUAAUUUUCUACGUGAAAUCUUUAAUUCUGACAUUA